CGCGCAGGGCAGGCCAAGAGGCGGCCGCUGGGUCAGCGCAGCAUCCACCUGCCCGCCCGGGCGCGGGCGAGGGACGCUAUCGCAGCAGAACUUCCCGCCCGAGCGCGGCACCGUCGAUGCGCUGCUGGUCUCGCGUGACGACGCCAUGUGCCGAACAAGCAGGUGCAGAAACUGCCGCUGCACGAUGCAGCCUUCACCCGCAGCUAGAGGUGCAUCCUAGCGUCGCCGGUAUCGCCAAAAGCCCGCUUCGGUCGGCUGCUCGCCCGUGGUGUGCGUACCCCGCACCACGCCUCGUCAGGGUGCAUCGCCACCCGCCGGCGCACGCGCUGGAUGCUGCCCAGCGGCGCCGUCCUCGGACCUGCCUGAUACGGAGGCCUGUCGCGGCGUAUAUAGCCUCGCACCUCCGUCGCAGAGGAAGAAGCACGCCCCAUAUCGCAUUCCUCGCCUGUCACCAUGCGCCUCACUCUUACCACCCUCGCGCUCCUGCUCGCGGCCGGCGCCAGCGCGGCACCGUCGCCGGCGAUGCUCGUCAAGGAGUCCGUGGCGGCGCCGCGCGGCUGGGUGCGCCGCGGCGACGUGCCGGCGGGCACGACGAUCCCGCUCUCCUUUGCCCUCAAGCAGCGCGGCGCCGCCGAGCUCGAGGCGGCGCUGCUGGCCGUGUCGGACCCGGCGUCGGCGCGCUACGGGCAGCACCUGACGCGCGACGACGUGGCGGCGCUGCUGGCGCCGGCGCCCGAGGCACAGCAGGCCGUGCGCCGCUGGAUGGCCAGCCACGGCAUCGAGGAGGACGUCGAGGCACGCAGCUACGCCGGCGACUGGAUCCGCGCCCGCGUGCCCGUCGAGAAGGCGCGCGACAUGCUCGACGCCGACUUUGCCGUGUGGGCGCGCGACGGCGACGAGCGCCAGAUCGUGCGGGCGCUGCAGUACAGCCUGCCGCGCGAGCUCCACGAGCACGUCGACCUCGUCGGCCCCACGACGUACUUCGGCGAGCCGCUGGCGCACCGUGCGCCGUCGCGCCUCGUCGAGACGAUGCCCGAGGGCUGGAAGCCGGCCGUGGCCGGCGCUGGCUCGCGCGUCGCCGCCAUCAACGUCGCCGGCGCGCCGGCCGUGUGCCUGACGGCGAGCACGACGAUGCAGUGCCUGCGCGAGCUGUACAAGACGGCCGACUACAAGCCGCAGGCGCCGGGCAAGCAGUUCAUCGGCAUCAGCGGCUUCCUGGAGCAGUACCCCAACGCGCAGGACCUGCAGCAGUUCCUCGCGACGGAGCGCACCGACGCCGUCGGCUACAUGUACAACUUCACCAGCAUCGACGGCGGCCUCAACGACCAGUCAAUGCCCGGCGUCGAGGCAAACCUCGACGUGCAGACGAUCGCGGCGCAGGCCUACCCGAUCCCGAGCACGUUCUACUCCGUCGCCGGCCGCCCGCCGUUCACCGCCGACACCAACACGCCGACCAACACCAACGAGCCGUACGCCAGCGAGUUCGAGUACCUGCUGGCCCAGCGCAGCGUGCCCAGCGUCGUCAGCACGAGCUACGGCGACGACGAGCAGACGGUGCCGACGCCCUACGCGCUGCGCGUGUGCGGCGAGAUCGCCGCGCUCGGUGCACGCGGCGUCUCGAUGCUCUUCAGCAGCGGCGACUUUGGCGUCGGCGCCGACAACACGUGCUUCUCCAACGACGGCAAGAACCGCACGACGUUCCUGCCCGCCUUCCCGGCGUCGUGCCCCUGGGCGACGACCGUCGGCGCGACGGAGGCAUACGCGCCCGAGGUCGCCGUGUCGAAGAAGAUCGGCGGCUACUUCGGCGGCGGCGGCUUCUCCAACAUCUUCCCCGCGCCUGGAUAUCAGAAGGCGGCCGUGUCGGCGUACGUCAAGAGCCUCGGCAACCAGUACCAGGGCCUGUACAACAAGAACGGCCGUGGCUACCCGGACGUCGCGGCGCAGGGCUCGCGCUACCUCAUCGUCGACGGCCACCGCUACGUGCACGUCGGCGGCACCUCGGCCAGCUCGCCGACGUUUGCCGCGGUCAUCUCGCUCGUCAACGACGCCCGCCUCGCGGCCGGCAAGCCGGUGCUGGGCUUCCUCAACCCGCGCCUGUACGCCGGCGUCGGCGCGGCGGCGCUCAACGACAUCACCAGCGGCUCGAGCGCCGGCUGCAACACGGCCGGCUUCCCGGCAGCCAAGGGCUGGGACGCCGUGACGGGCUUCGGCACGCCCGACUUUGAGAAGCUGCGCACGGCGCUGGCCUGAUGUGACCGCAACCCAGAUGCGCC
Molecule: messenger RNA, 2273 nt
Organism: Tilletiopsis washingtonensis
Lineage: Eukaryota; Fungi; Basidiomycota; Exobasidiomycetes; Entylomatales
Product: secreted peptidase-S8
Exons: 8
Coding region: 454-2250 (598 amino acids)
Biological process (GO): proteolysis
Molecular function (GO): serine-type endopeptidase activity; tripeptidyl-peptidase activity
Source: RefSeq, a predicted model, not a curated record